This is a messenger RNA of Ambispora gerdemannii, 1026 nucleotides long. The record is from the annotation of a GenBank genome assembly. NCBI's taxonomy places the organism in Eukaryota, Fungi, Glomeromycota, Glomeromycetes, Archaeosporales, Ambisporaceae.
AUGAAGUUAAAAUCUCUCUUCGCACUGGUUGCAAUUCUGGCACUUGUUAGUUUAAUCAAUCUACAAGAAAAUGCAACAUUUGUAGUUGCAAUACCUCAGCAGUUUCCUACGCCUGCUGCUCCUCAACCAAUAAUACCUACUGCCACAACACCAACCUCUCAGCAAAAUCCUACGUCUGCUCCUCCUCAACAAAUAAUACUUCCUGCCACAACAUCAACACCUCAACAAAAUCCUACGCCUGCUGCUCCUCAACCAAUAAUACCUACUGCCACAACACCAACCUCUCAGCAAAAUCCUACGUCUGCUGCUCCUCAACCAAUAAUACCUCCUGGCACAACACCUCCCCCAGCAGGAUUGAUACCUCCGCCGCCAGUCAACACAACAGCUCCAACCACAGGUUCAUCUAACACAACAGUUCCAACCACGGGUUCAUCUAACACAACAGCUCCAACUACAGGUUCAUCUGCCACAACCACAAGUUCACCUGCAAAACCAGCAAGCACAAUGAUUGUAGACAUUGAUGGAAAUACAUUUACACCAAAUAUUUUAAAAGCUCAACCUGGUGAUGUUAUAGUAUGGAAUUGGAAAAAUGGAAGUCAUUCGCUUAUACAGUCAACAAUGUCAAACCCAUGUUCAAAAAAAGCUAAUGUUCUAUUCUAUUGUGGUGUAAAAAAUCAUUGCAAAACUGAGAAAAUGAUUAUCAAUGCUCCUGCUGGAUUUUCUUGGCAACCAUCGUAUACGGUCCAAGUAGUAAUAGCUACUGCACCACCAUCUUCUGACAUUUCUACGAAUUCCGCUGGAAUACAACAUCCUAUGACUGGUCAAAGGAUGCUAUUACUUACUGUAACUUGCGCUAGUUGUCAAAAAACCACUUGGGCUGGAUGUGGACGUCACAUUCAAUAUGCUCUUAAAGGCGUCGCUGAAGAAGAUCUUUGUCGUUGCAAAAAGACAAAUACCUCGUCAAAUAAGGAAGUACUACAGGCUAAGCCAAAGCCAUCGCUCAACGAACAACAGUUAUCUAGUUAA